AUGGUCCAGUACAUUCGCUUUUUGCGAACUCCACGGAGCGACGUGGGCAAGAAGACCGUCGAUAUCUCAGCGGUCGUUGCCGUCACUACAGACCUGGGUGAUGCGUUCUUUGGUGAGGAUGUCGAACUGCUGGCAAAUGUCGUCGAGGCCAACCACCCCAAUGGCAUUCUGUGCUCCCAGGCCAUCCAGUGGCAGGCUUCAUCGCGAGCGCUCAAGUUCGCCGUCCACUGUCCUGGCAAGUAUAUCUCUAGACCUGUGCGGCUCCAUGUGACUACCAAGGAAACCGAGACUGCCUCUCAAUCGUUAGAGAUUCCAAAGAUCCUGGAUGUUUGGAGUUGUGUCUUCCUCUUGUCUAACAAACAGCGGACGGACCCAAUCGUGGAGCGACGAAUUGUCUUGUCGAACAGGAGCGUCGUGAGGAUGUGGGAGGAGACUGGCGACAGCAUUGCACGGCAUAUCUGGGAUGCGAGUCUAGGAUUCCUCGCCUACUUUGCCCAGGCUCUGUCUACGUCCCCCGUCGAUGGAAUGUCAAUGUUGGCGGCCCUGUUCAAGUCCAGCAAGGUAAGACGACUCAGGGUGCUGGAACUCGGUGCGGGCUGUGGCAUAGUUGGAAUCGCUUUGGCACAGCUUGUCAAAUGCGACCUUCUCCUUACCGACCUGGAGGACGCGCAGGAGAUUUUGGCGAGCAACAUCCGGUGUGCUGCGCCCAUGGCAGGAUCUACGGUUCGGUCGGAAGUGUUGGAUUGGGCUUCGAGCCUUGAUGAUAGCUCCAAUGCCAAUUACGAUCUCAUUUUGGUUUCCGAUUGCAUCUACAACCCAGACAGCAGUCUGCACCUGGUAGAGACCCUGAGGCAACUGGCCGCUCGUACACCCGAAACACUCAUUUUGGUUGGAUUCAAGCGACGGCACACCGAGGAUGAUUUGUUCUUUGCACGGAUGCGCAAGGCCAACUUCGAUACGGUCGAGACCCUCACAAUUCCGCUCCCCUAUAUUGACACCGAUCAAGAUGUGGACAAACCAGCCGCCGAGUUCUUCACCUAUAAGAUACGUUGCGCAUCGCAAAACCACAACUGA
Messenger RNA from Cladophialophora immunda, 1074 nucleotides. RefSeq lists its product as uncharacterized. The coding region runs from base 1 to 1074 and encodes 357 amino acids. The transcript has 2 exons. The record is from RefSeq and is a predicted model, not a curated record. NCBI's taxonomy places the organism in Eukaryota, Fungi, Ascomycota, Eurotiomycetes, Chaetothyriales, Herpotrichiellaceae.